Molecule: messenger RNA, 1176 nt
Organism: Saimiri boliviensis boliviensis (Bolivian squirrel monkey)
Lineage: Eukaryota; Metazoa; Chordata; Mammalia; Primates; Cebidae
Source: RefSeq, a predicted model, not a curated record
GGACCCGGCGCCUGCGGAACCGAUCACACGGAGUUACCGACCGGACGGUCCCGCGAACGAAAGUUGGAAAUAAUACCUCAACUUACUUCUUGACAUAGUGUCAAAACAGAGCUUUUGCUGAGAGUUUGAUUUGUAAAGAAAUUAUGGUUCGACUGACCUUGGAUCUAAUUGCCAAAAACAGCAACCUUAAACCCCGGAAAGAAGAAACCAUUUCACAGUGCCUGAAGAAAAUAACUCAUAUAAAUUUUUCAGACAAAAAUAUAGAUGCAAUUGAAGACCUCUCUCUUUGCAAAAAUCUUAGUGUUUUAUAUUUAUAUGACAACUGUAUUAGUCAAAUCACUAACCUGAAUUAUGCCACAAAUCUGACCCACUUAUACCUACAAAACAAUUGUAUUUCAUGUAUAGAGAAUCUCAGGUCAUUAAAGAAACUGGAAAAACUGUAUCUGGGAGGCAAUUACAUUGCUGUCAUAGAAGGUUUAGAAGGAUUAGGAGAACUAAGAGAGCUUCAUGUUGAGAGUCAGAGGCUUCCCCUUGGGGAAAAGCUUCUGUUUGAUCCAAGAACUCUUCAUUCUCUGGCAAAAUCCCUCUCUAUAUUGAAUAUCAGCAAUAAUAAUAUUGAUGACAUUAAAGACUUAGAAAUACUGGAGAAUCUUAAUCAGCUCAUAGCUGUUGACAACCAACUUCUGCAUGUGAAGGAUUUGGAGUUUUUACUGAACAAGUUGAUGAAGCUGUGGAAAAUUGAUCUAAAUGGAAAUCCUGUUUGUCUCAAACCAAAAUACAGGGACAGGCUGAUAUUGGUGUCCAAAUCACUGGAAUUUCUUGAUGGAAAAGAAAUUAAAAAUAUAGAAAGACAAUUCCUAAUGAAUUGGAAAGCAUCCAAAGAUGCCAAGAAAAUCAGCAAAAAAAGGAGCAGUAAAAAUGAGGAUGCAAGCAACUCGUUCAUAAGAAUCUCUCUUUGAAGCAAUCUGGAAGCUUGCUUACAAAAAAUGAUGUGCAUGAACGUCACCUUCUCCAUAACCCCAAAGAAAAAGAAAAUUUGUUUGUGGAAAAUGAGUAAAUUCAGCCUCACGUGACAGGAAACGUUUGAUUUUGUUUUUAGCCUUAUAGGACUAGGCAACAAUAUUUUUUGUGGGUUUGUAGCUUUAUGGUAUCUCACUAUAUAAGAAAAACUUUUAA